Molecule: messenger RNA, 1837 nt
Organism: Haliotis rufescens (red abalone)
Lineage: Eukaryota; Metazoa; Mollusca; Gastropoda; Lepetellida; Haliotidae
Product: sulfotransferase 1C2-like
Exons: 8
Coding region: 11-1072 (353 amino acids)
Biological process (GO): sulfation
Cellular component (GO): cytoplasm
Molecular function (GO): sulfotransferase activity
Source: RefSeq, a predicted model, not a curated record
CAGUGAUCGCAUGACACAUGCCUCCCUAAAUGUUGGCUGCCGGGGGGAGGGAAGCGUGGUUGCUGUACGAAUGGACCCUUCCACAACGUCAACACUAAAACAACCAGCGUGCAGCAGUUUAUGUGAGACUUCAUACCAGCAACAACGAAACGGUGUUAUUUGGAGGCUGUGCGCAGGGGAACUCGUUACUGAUUCUCAGUGGACAAUGCCCCGCGUACGGGUGUUGGAUCGAUCCGGACACGGACUCAACUUUGUCGACGUGGAUGGGAGGUGGUUUCCCGGGGACGUGGACGAGCAGCUCAUCCGGGGAGUUCCAGAUAUGGAAAUCCGGGAUGAUGACGUCAUAAUCUGUGGCUGGAUGCGUUCAGGGACGCACUGGACAUUUGAAAUGACUAACAUGAUCCUCAAUGGGAGUGCCCAGACGGUAGAAAUGCCCAAGCAGGAUCAGAUGAUCGAGAGAAUAUCCCUGGACCAGCAGAGGGCUCUUCUCUCCCCUCGCGUCCUCAAUACGCAUCUUCGAUUCCACCAUCUCCCUCUCAGUGCGCGAAAAAAGAAAACCAAAAUCAUCUUACUGCUGAGAAACCCAAGAGAUUGUGCUGUGUCGUGGUUCAACUUCCAGAAGACGAUUGAAUAUUUUGAUUAUGACGGCAGCUGGGAGGAUUGGUUGCAGCUAUUCUUGGAGGGGAAGAUGGACUGGGGUUCCUGGUUUGAUUACGUCAGAGAUUGGGAGAGAGUCGUUGACGAAAACCCUGACCAUCCCAUAUUUCUCCUUCACUAUGAAGAACAUAAAGCUGAUCCAGUUGAAGCUGUGGAGCGGUUGUCCAGAUUCCUUGACUGCCCGGUGACCAGUGACCUGUCCCGGAAAAUAGCAGACGAGUGCAGCUUUGACAAGAUGAAGGACAACAAGCGAAACUUUGCCUGGACAUCACAGAGUGGCGUGCACGUCCAUUACCGCAAAGGCAAAGUUGGAGAUUGGAAAAAUUGGUUCACAGUGCGGCAGUGUGAAGAGUUUGACAAAGUGUAUCGACAGAAGAUGGCGGGAUCUCGUUUUGAAAGGCUUUGGUCAUCAUGAGUCAAGUGACAGCGGGGACGGGAGUGGUCCAUUCGGCUAAGGCUCCGCUAUUCCCAGAAGCGUGCAGGACUCCUGUGAUCGAUAGUUCGAAUCCCACUAUCACCCUGAUUAUGAUCCUCAUUCUCUCACUGUAAAGCCAUCAUUCCUUGUAUGACACGUUACUUUAAUACAGGGAGUGGGAAAGUGUAUUUUAUUAUUCAACCCUCAUUCCAGCAGUCUUCGAAAAUGUGAUCGAAAAGAACAACAUGCUAAGUAAAGUACACUGGUAAAUGUGCCAUUAAAAAUCCUUUCGAAUUGCUUGCCACAGUUGUUUUCCCCAAAAUAUUGUUCCCUGAAUAUCCCUAUAAAAAAUGAGAUUUUGGUCCAAUAUAAAUAGCCAUUGACCAUAAACAGUCUGCCUUAAUAGCCAUAGGAAUAUGAUAUAGGACAUAUCUAACACCGUUUCUAACCCUUACUCGUAAAGAAAGAUUUUGCAAACUAUGUCAAUUUGGCCUAAUAGAAGACCAGUUUCAUUUCCUGCAAGUGUGCCCUGCAUAUACUCACCUACGCCAUCUCUAUAUUCCUUCAAAAUAUUAUUUACUCCCAAAUGUACAUAAGUUUAAUAUGUUUUUAUCUACACCUAACACAAAGCUCAUUAUUAAUAUCGACCCGUGAAGAUUCCGGGUCAGAAUAGGUCUUCAGCAACCCAUGCUUGCCGUAAAAGGUGACUAUGCUUGUCGUAAAAGGCGACUAACGGGAUCUGGUGGUCAGGCUCGCUGAUUUGGU